UAUGUAUAUUGGCAAAGAAUUCAUUCCUGAAUGCGUUCAGAAGUGUUAGGCAAAUUAAACAACAGCAACAGAAACACAAAAAGGCAAACUUUUGAAGCUGAUCUCUCAAGAAUUGCCCCGGCAGCAAUGGCUACUGAGUAUUUGCCCCCUCCAUUGGAUGCUACCGCUGAGGAACCGGCUCUCUUUGAUGGAACUACCAGGUUCUACAUGACCUACACUUGCCCUUUCGCACAGCGUGUAUGGAUCACCAGGAACUCUAAAGGUUUGCAGGAAAAGAUUAAGCUGGUUCCGUUGAACCUUCAAAAUAGGCCUGCUUGGUACAAGGAGAAAGUUUACUCUGUCAACAAGGUGCCGUCCUUGGAACAUGAUGGCAAAGUGAUGGGGGAGAGUAUUGAUUUGAUUAAAUAUGUUGAUUCCAACUUCGAAGGCCCUUCUCUUUUGCCUAACGAUGCUGACAAAAAGAAGUUCUUUGAGGAGCUGUUAUCACACAUAGACCAAUUUGCAGGGAAUGUGUUUACUACCUUUAGAGGAGACUCCACAACAGAAGCUGGUAUUGCCUUUGAUCGCUUGGAAAAUGCUCUAAAUAAAUAUGAUGGCCCAUUCCUCCUCGGCGACGAGUUUAGUCUGGCGGACAUUGCCUUCAUUCCUCUGGUUGAAAGAUUCCAAAUCUACUUAUCGGAGGUGUUUAAGUAUGACAUCACAGCAGGCAGGCCUAAAGUGGCAGCAUGGAUUGAGGCGGUGAACAAGAUCGAUGCGUAUACGCAGACAAAGAAAGCUGAUCCGAAAGAAAUAGUGGCACUUUAUAAGAUGAUGUUCUCGGCCAAGAAGUGAUGAUAUUGCCACCCUCAUAUGAUUAUAUAUUAAUGUGUGUGUGUGACUUUUGAUAAACUCUCUGCUUGGAUCAGAGUGAUUUGCUUUGAGUUAAGAAUCAAUGUUGUGUUAGUGUUUGGUACCUAUAUAUAUGAAUAAGUUUGAAGCAUGUGA
Hibiscus syriacus is the source of this 984-nucleotide messenger RNA. Its product is annotated as glutathione S-transferase L3-like. The transcript is spliced from 11 exons. Gene Ontology annotation, molecular function: glutathione transferase activity. NCBI's taxonomy places the organism in Eukaryota, Viridiplantae, Streptophyta, Magnoliopsida, Malvales, Malvaceae. The coding region runs from base 31 to 831 and encodes 266 amino acids. The record is from RefSeq and is a predicted model, not a curated record.